CAUGAAAAACUAGAACAAUUACCAUAUUACGAUCUCUGCCUUGAGAUGCGAAUGACAAGUCUUCCGAGAAGCAGGGAAUAUAACUCGGAAGACAUGGCGGUGCUUUUUGAAUAACAGCCCGAAGUCAAAAUUCCAGAAUUCCUCCAACAGACCGGAUACAAGAACCCUGAAGGCGCAGUGGGCGGACCAUUCAAUUAUGCCGAAAACUUCCCCGAAUCGCUCUGGGUCUGGGUCGGCCAGGACCAAGAGCGUUUAGACGUCUGAAAUACGUUCAUGGAGGUGGACAGAGGAAGUCGUCCCAGCUGGCUGGAAUGGUUCCCUGUGAAGGAAUGUGUCAUCGAUGGUUUUGAUUGUACGAUCAGCGAUACAUUGCUCGUCGAUGCAGCUGGAGGCCGCGGCCAUGACAUUCAAGCGUUCCUUAAGAAGUUCCCGGAAGCCUCUGGCCGUCUCAUUGUCGAGGACCAGCCACAUGUGAUUGAGGAUAUUCGGGAUCUUGACCAGUCAAUUGAACGGAUCGGGUUUGACUUGUUCGACAAGCAGCCUAUUAAAGGCGCGCGCACUUAUUAUCUCAAAUUCAUCCUCCACGACUGGAACGACGAAGACUGCCGCAAAAUCCCCCACAACAUCGCUUCCCAAUUCAUACUUGCCGACACUGGGUGCGCAAUGCUACCGGCUAUGCCAGACUGGGAGAUGAUGGUCUUCUGCAACAGCAUGGAGCGUACACAAGGUCAAUGGCAGCGUCUGCUGGAAUCAGCUGUGUUCGACAUGAUUCGGCUCUGGAACCCACCUGGUGAUAGACAGGGGAUUAUUGAGGCGGAUUUUGAGGGAAGACCUCGCGAAGUUUCCUACCAGGCGAAUGUGUAAGCUACGGUGCGUGAAGGGCAUAAUCCAAUGAUUAAACAUGGCAGAUAUCUGCCAUGCACGUAUAUAGGGGAUAAUCAACGUCAAGCAUACCGGAUACAACCA
Molecule: messenger RNA, 966 nt
Organism: Aspergillus glaucus CBS 516.65
Lineage: Eukaryota; Fungi; Ascomycota; Eurotiomycetes; Eurotiales; Aspergillaceae
Exons: 3
Coding region: 274-864 (196 amino acids)
Molecular function (GO): O-methyltransferase activity
Source: RefSeq, a predicted model, not a curated record